Phanerochaete carnosa HHB-10118-sp is the source of this 912-nucleotide messenger RNA. RefSeq lists its product as uncharacterized. The record is from RefSeq and is a predicted model, not a curated record. Bases 90 to 890 code for a protein of 266 amino acids. The transcript has a single exon. NCBI's taxonomy places the organism in Eukaryota, Fungi, Basidiomycota, Agaricomycetes, Polyporales, Phanerochaetaceae. Gene Ontology annotation, molecular function: catalytic activity.
UCCCACAUUACCUCAUCGCUUUCAAUUGGAACUGCUCUCGGCCUCGACCACCUGCUCUGUAUGGUCGACGUCUUACUUUUCGCGCUACUAUGUCGAAACGACCCGCGGAGGCCCAGACAACACUGGAAUCCUGGCAGCCUAUUCGGACGAAGAAGUCACGUGUAGAAGCCACAGAGAUCACGGCGGACAAUACCCCGCGAUUGACCAAGAUUCUAUCCCGGAACGUUGAAACACCCAUACCCUUUCUCGGACUUCCUGCAAAGAAAAUUGGCGGCUCAGCGACAAACGACAGACCCCGCCCGCACCACCUCCGCGAGCUGCUCAAACGCCACAGCUUCCCCGACUUCCUCUGUCUCCAAGAGGUCCGCGCACGACAGGCCGACACAGAGUGGGUCGCCGCCCUCCAGGCUGCCGUGAACAGCCACGGCGGCGACCCCGACCCGCGAUACGCCAUCUACACCUCGCUGAACCGCGCGACGCGUGGGCAGCGACAUUUCGGGACGUCGACCUUCGUGCGGGAGCCCAGCAGCGUCGUGGCCGCGCGCGAGGUCGACUGGGACGCCGAGGGGCGCAUCGUGAUCCUCGAGCUCGCGGGCGGCUGGGCACUCGUGAACGUGUACGCGCUCAACGGGAGCGGCACCCGUGGCGGGACCCCACGGGACGGGCUGCGGUGCCCAAGACGCGGCACGAGCGCAAGCGCGAGUUCAACCGCCUCCUCCUGCGCGAGUGCCAGGCGAUGCAGGCGCGCGGCCUCCGGCUCGUGCUUGUCGGCGACUUCAACAUCUCUCUGGCGCCGGCGGAUUGCUUCCCCCGCUUGCGCACGGAGUACCCCCAUUCGCUCGCGAGAAAGGAGUUUAACGAGAGGUUUAUUCCCGCGGCAAAUGUGGUAGACGUGUUCAGGGAGAGGCAUGG